This is a messenger RNA of Capsicum annuum, 1545 nucleotides long. RefSeq names its product gibberellin 2-beta-dioxygenase 4. The coding region runs from base 163 to 1113 and encodes 316 amino acids. The record is from RefSeq and is a predicted model, not a curated record. The transcript is spliced from 3 exons. NCBI's taxonomy places the organism in Eukaryota, Viridiplantae, Streptophyta, Magnoliopsida, Solanales, Solanaceae.
GCAGAGGUAAUACAUGAAAAAGCAGAGCAUAUUAAAAGUGAAAGGACAUGCCGAUUCUCCAAUUGUAUACGACUUUACAAACAUUCUCAUCAUUGCUGCUUCCUCCUCUUUUUUUUUUUUUUUUUCUUUCUCUUUUAUAAUUCUACUACGCUUUUCGCCAAAAUGGACCGUCUGUUUGAUUUAACACGGAAGAGAAAAAAUAUGGCAGUUUCACCGGAUACAAUGCCGGAGAAUUCCUUCAUCGAUUUCCGUGCACCGCCGCCUUCUCCGAUCGCUUCAGGCAGGCGAUCCUGCGUACGGAACGAUGAAAUUCUAACAGAAUUUCUGCAAAAUUCGUUAAAAGUACCGGACCUCGUGCUUCCUGAUCGUGUUUUUCCAAGGCAAAAAUCGAUUCGAAAUCCGUUUAAACUCGAUUUUCAGUCAUUAGCGUCGCUGAAUAGUGAUUCGAUGUCUAGAAUUUUGGAUUCAGUUGCAACGAUCGGGUGCUUUGAGGUGGUUAACCAUGGAAUUUCAGAGGAUUUGAUCAAGUCAGUUUCGUCCGUGGGAGACGGAAUCUUCGGGAUUUCACCGGAGAUAAAGGAAAAAUUAAUAAGGUCAUCGGAGAAGGCGUAUGGAUUUGAGGAGUUUCACGGAGAGGAUGAAAGAGAGACGAGUGAAGAGUUUGUUUGGUACAGAGGAGAUCAAAAUUUCAAUAAGGAAAUGGAGGGAAUUUGGCCUCAUGGAUUUUUGAAUUUCAGCGAAAAGAUGGAAAAACUUUUGGAUGGCAUGGAAGACAUAGCUAGGAAAAUCCUACAAUUCCUGCAGCAGAAUACUCCUAAAAAAUUAAUCGAUGAUCUUGGUGAUGAAAUGCAAGAGAAAGGGGAUUUGCCAGUAGCCUCCAUAUGUUAUUUGCACAAGCAUAAAGGAAGCUUAAAAGGAGAUGAAGAGUACAUAAACACCUUGAAAUAUGAUGUGAUUAGAAUGUUGAUAAGAGGAUCUGAGUUUCCUCAUGCAUUGUGUUUGCAUGUAAGCAAUGGAUGCUCGGAGUUUCAUGUUUAUUCCAAGAAAGGUUGGAUCUCUUUUCAGCCUGAUAAAGACUCACUUAUAGUCACCAUUGGAGAUCUCUUACAGUGAUUGAAGUUCAAGCUUUUCUACCCGAAGUUCAGGACAUUAGGCUGAACCUACCUCUAAAUUUUUCCUUUGUGAAUCUUCAUAUUUCGGAUCAAUUUAGGUACAUCUCAACUAAUUUUAUAAAAUAACACCUCAACUAAUUUUACAGGAUAGCUAUUACGAUGAAUAAAUGCUGAGCUCAACAAAAGACUUUUGUGAAAAUGUCCCAUGAUGAUCCAUUAUGACGGCCAUCAAUGUGUUUUAGUUGUAGAUAUAGAAACCCCACACGCAGCCCAUCCCAUCUACACUUCACAACCUUUUGCUUUAAGUAUCUUCCUUUUCAUUUUUAAAGAACAAUCUGAAGGGCCCCUUAAUUAACCCCUUUGAUCUACCAUCAUUUUAGAAAAAAUGGAAAAAUAAUUGAUAUUAUAGGGUAUGCAUCGGUCGGUUCGGUUC